GGUUACGGCGAGCUGGUGUGCGGCUCUGUCGAGCAGCUGAAGUGCAUGAUGUAGAGACGAUCAUUGAGCUGGUAAGAAGUGGGAUAAGCCCAGAAUCGAUGCUACCAGACAGAAGUUCUCUUUUGACCUACGCCCUUUGUGGGGCUGAAAGAGGACCGCAUGUCAAUCUUGUGACAGUCAUUUUGGAUCGGAAGGCGGAUCCAAAUAGAGCAGACCUUCGUGGACGAUACCCUUUGCUUUGUGCCGUCAAGACUGGCUCUGUCGAACUGGUGAAGGCUGAAGCAGUUGCCCUUUGCCAUUUCUGAGUUAUACAGUAUUACAACCAUGCUCGCACCACACCAAACAAACACUCAAGACCACAAAACAAGUUACUUAUGUAAAUGUUGAAACAUGAAUUGGUAGGCAUUGCCUGUCCCAAAGCUACCUUGACACCCUGCAACCUAUUCUCCAUUGGGCUUGAGUCAAGGAGCUUGUAGCUCACGGGGCAGAUGUCUAUGCCAGUGGCUUCACACUGGCUAGCUUGGCCGAGCAAGGAGGCAAUCUGGACAUGCUGGAGGCCACUUGUUGCUCGUCUACUUGCAGGGUGGGCAUGGGUGGCUAUUUACUUGAAUAAAAUUGUUGCUACCUGCGGAGAAUGCCUAUAAAGCAACAAAAAAAGCAUUUGCGAUGGUGGCACUGUUUCAUGCCAUGGUUCCGCAUGCUUGAGACAAAAUGCAUUUGAACACAUUUGCACUCCCCCUUUGCGCAGCCGAGAUCGGAGGGCAACCUGUUGGCACCCCAGGAGUCUUUGACGGGAUCCGGUGCAGUGUUGGCUUGUUGGAUCGCUCCGACCACUGCGUGGACCUUGGCGGAUCCGAUGAGCAUACCAAAGGUGGCCGUGUCGGCGGCAGCCUCCGCUAGGUUACCCGACAUUCCCGAGGAUACAAUAACUUGCCCUUUGCCCACUUCCACUCUUGUUGAUGAAGGUGGGCCUGAUUGAUAUUGUGAUUGACAUUGAUUGAUCCCUGCCGGCACUGGUCAAGCUGAUUUGCGCUUGGAAGUCGGCUUGCGUUCUGGGAGCUGGUCCAGCAUCAUGUUCGGGCCCGCCGCCUCCACUACCCGAUCCGUCAAACAGCACAGCGCAGCUCGAUGCUGCUCGUGGCUUGUGGCCAUAACCUUCAGCCCUGCAGUUGAAGUGCCAGUGUAGGUGUCCACUUUCCAAACCAUCGUGGCAACAGUCUUUUCGUUGUGGCGGGGGCGGCAAUGGACCUGUUGUCGUUCAUCCUGUUCAGCAGCGAACGAUUCUGCCGGACCCCCUGCAAGGUGGAGGGGAUGGCGUUUAUAUAUGUGUUGCUUGCAGUGUGUUCUGACGACCCAGACGUUGGCCACCAUCUGCCUGUCAGUUGUCCUUGCAGGUGGUCUUCUUAAACGCAGUAACGGAGUUCCUCCGAUUUGCUGUGCUUGACUACACAGGCCGUCUUAGGGAGUUCUAAAUUGCUCCAAUUCCAAAGUUGUUUCUAUGUUUUUCCUCACUCAUAUCCAUGGAGUGUGUGAGACCGCACCGUGCCUGCAAGGGGUAGUCUUCUUGUGGUUAUUAACCCUUUAGUCUGCAGGUCUUUGACAGUACAGUAGGAGAGCCGUCUGGCCAGCCUGGCUAGAAUGGGGUGGCUUGAGCCCUUGAUGAUAGUUUAGGUAAAAUCGGGUGGAUAAUUUGUCAGGUGUGUCCAAGGCUGUGGCUAAAGGUGGUCCGUUUUUGGAUUCUGAUGUUGAACCUCCUCAUGUGGGGUCAUUUUAGCCACUGCUCUGUUGAAGCCUAGCCUCACGGAAAAUCACAAGAGCCACAGACCGAAAUUGUUUUUCGUUUCUGUAAGGUGUGUUUGUUUCACUUGGAGGUUCAUUCCUUCAGGCGCUUCUUUUCCGUUCAACGAAAAAUUGGGGUAGUCUGCGGAGUGGCACAGUCCCGACAAAUUUGGGGCUUAGAUAGAAGAACUUCUAGGGCCUCAUCACGUUGGGCUGUGUCAUUUUAGCACCUGUCACCUGCCUGGCUAAGUUUAACAGAAUCAGGCUCCCUGGGGUUGAGUGCACCCAGACGGCGGCCAGCUUUCGACCACAACUUUCCCGCCCGAUUCUGGUGACCCUUAAGAUUGCGGCUUGAAGUGAUUUCGCCUUGGUUGGUGCGGUUGUGUUCGUUUCUAUUUUUUGCAAGCAGCAUAGUACCCACGAUGGCUGUGUGGUAAGGUUGACACCUGCCGUUUUCGUGUUGCAGCACGAGCAAACGAAUGCUUUGCGAUGUUUUGACUAGGUUUCAGCCAGCUUCACUUUGGUCCAUGGUCGUAGCUAGCUGUGUUUCAAUUUAGCUGAAAUUGAAGGCCACAAGCUGUUGAACAAUCAAUUUGAUGUGGAAUAAAUUCUGUUCUGCUCCAGGCCAUCGAUUUCACCAGAAUGGAUUGAUGCGUGGACUGCGUGGCAAGGAUCGCGAUAAGGAUCCUGAACAUGUCAAAAACUGGGAGGAAAAAGCAUGGGCGCUCAACAUUUAAGACCACUCAGCUGAAAAAUGCACCUUGACCUUGAUUUUUAGCUUUAGUUUUGUCGUGUUUAACAGUAAUGUGAGCUAAAGUGGCUUUGUAAGAUUUUGU
Durusdinium trenchii is the source of this 2615-nucleotide messenger RNA. The record is from the annotation of a GenBank genome assembly. NCBI's taxonomy places the organism in Eukaryota, Dinophyceae, Suessiales, Symbiodiniaceae.